This is a messenger RNA of Lineus longissimus, 3251 nucleotides long. Its product is annotated as trithorax group protein osa-like. The record is from RefSeq and is a predicted model, not a curated record. The coding region runs from base 107 to 3247 and encodes 1046 amino acids. NCBI's taxonomy places the organism in Eukaryota, Metazoa, Nemertea, Pilidiophora, Heteronemertea, Lineidae. Gene Ontology annotation, molecular function: protein binding. The transcript has 9 exons.
CCGUCUGACAGAACAAUAUUUCGCUUUUCUUGAAAGAUUCUCCACAAAAUCACUAUUUGGGAAUUAAUAAAGCUCGAUAAAGUGUAUUUGAAAGCGAAUUAAGAAAAUGAAGACUGUAGUCUUGCUCACGGUACUAAUCAUUACGUGCUACGGGGAGGAAUACCCUGAAGAAACUGCCGAUUUAUUCAAGUCAAAACUGUGGCAAGAAAUCCAGAAGAGACUUUUUGAGAAGGAAAAUGGCCAGACUGACCGUCACCAUGAAGCUAAUCUUUUGGGGCUGAAAGAUGGGUCCAGCAAUACUGUGGAUAAUUCCCCUCAAUGUACCAGGGGGAGUCCGAAUGCAGUGGAUUCCGUUGUAGCAAACACAAUCAUCAAAACAACAGAUUCCGUGAAAAGUGGUGCUGCUUUUCUGGCUUCACCGAAGAUUGCGUCGGCAACGGAAUGCCUGGACAAGUGCUGUCAGAUGUCACAUUGUACUCUCGCAGUUUAUGAAAACAAAAAAAAAAAUGCUUGCUAUCUUUUUGACUGUGGCAAUCCAACCAGAUGUCAGUUUACUGAUCAUGCUAAUUACACUAGCAUCAUACUGAAACCAGCACCAAGAGUAGAAAAAGUGACAACAACAGUCCCAGCUGUAGUACCAGUGGAGAACCAUGAGGAUGCGCUGCAAGGUUUAGUGAAUAAACCUGAAACUGUCCAGCCAACGGAACAUCAGCCUACAAGAACAACUCCACCGGGUACAACUAAGGCUCCAGCGUUGCCACCUACAACAACUGUUCUUCAAGAAAUUGUGCCAGUGAAACUAUUUGCCGCUUGCAGCCAACAUGAAGUCUGUGAAGAUGAGAAUACCGAGUGCAGCUUGGAGCAGUUCUGUGUUUGUAAAGAUGGCUUCUCUCCAAAGAAUGGCAGAUGUGUCUUACCAGAAGAGCCUGUCUCGCAUUGUGGACGAUUCCAGUUUGAGUGCAAGAAUCCCAAGAGUUACCCAAGAUGCAUUGCAAGUUAUGACCGAUGUGACGGUGUAAGCCAGUGUGCAGAUGGAUCGGACGAGGCUGACUGUUUGCCAGCUUAUGCCCCGGAUUAUGAUAAUAGCCAUCAGCCACAACAGCCUGUUAACCCCCCUCAGGAUGAUCAUCCAGUUUAUGAUUCAAGAAAGUAUCCAGAAAGUGGACCACAGAGGCAACCAGUGCAUAAUCCAGAACAUGACGGGGGUAAGCCCCAACCUGGUCUGGGACAAGGGAGUGAGGAUGACAUGGAGUCUCAAUUGCCAAGGCAACGUGAGAAAGUGCCACCACCUACUAGGGGUAGCACUCCACCUGAUUACAGACAGAGGGAAGGACAUGUUGGAGUGGGCCCUCCACAACUCAGUCAUGGUAGAGAUGGUGUCCCCCUUUCCCAAGUCCCCCACGAUAGGGAAGAUACACUCAACCGGAAACGACCUGAUCUCUUUGAUCCAAAUCCAACCGAAUUUCAGCAGCCGUCUCAUGAUAGAUCUGAUAUGGUGAAACCAAAUAUUGUGGUCCCUCCAAGCCAGGAUAGAAAUCAACCAAAUAAUCCUAGACCUGCAUAUAAAACACCCCAACGACAAGGUCAAGGACCAAGUAGUCAGGCUUCUCAUCAAAGAAACAUGCUGGUGGGAAACAACCCUUCUCUGAAUCGAAAGAGACCUGACUUGGCAGAAACACAGCAACAGCCCCUGGGUCAGGGACCAGUGCAGACACCUGGCAGGGGACCUGGAAGUCAGACACAUAUUCUUGGUCGUCCUGAUGGUCAUUACAGUGGCCAGAUUCCUCCUGACCGCAUCCAGGUCCCUCACCAAUCACCUGAUAAUACUGGCAUUCUACCUGAAAGUACCAGAUUACAAAACACUCUACAUAUAGCAAAUCAGCAAAAUUACGGGCCUACAAAUCCCGGACAAGGUCAGCCAUAUGACAAAGAGAGCCACUACCCAUACCCUGACACCAAUCCUUACCAAGAAGCUACUGACCAGUUCAAACCUGGGCAACAAGGAGCAUACAACUCUCAGUACAACUACAACAGUGGCGGAUAUCCUCACCCUGAGUAUGAGGCUGGGUUCCACCCAGUUCCUGAUUAUAAACAGAAGCCUGCCCAGCAGGGCCAGGGACGAUUCAACCAAUAUUACAAUCAGUACGACAAAGACGCCACCUAUGACAAGGAUGUGCCGUUCAUCAACAAUUACGAAGACGUCGGUACCGGCAGCCAACCAAAGUACCCGAACACCGGAACUGGUCAGCGUCCACAGAAUACUAACUACGGCUCCCGCGGCCACUACCCAGAUUAUUACGAGAGUACCGGAUACACGGAUGUGAACAGCAACCCGUACCCGGACCUCUCUGCACCGGCUCAGUACACUAAUUACCACUACAAUGAAGGACCCAUUUCUCCUGAGACCUCAGAGCAGGAGCGCGUCUGGGAGUAUUACGACCAGUUGCAACCGGGCUUGAAUGACGCUAACAAAGGAAAUGAUAAAAACACGCCUGUCUCUGGGCAGGCAGACAGUGACCGACCAGACGAGCGCAUGCGACCAGUUGAAACUGGAUCAGACCUUCCCAUCAAGAUUCAGUCUCCUCGCCCACCUAUUGUUGUCAUGACGACUCGACCACAACCAACUAGACCAAGUCCAGAAGUCAUUGUGGAUCAAACAUUGGAGCAUCCAGCAAAAGAACAAACUGUGCCAAACACUGGCCAUGGUGAGGUUCAGAGUCACCCAGACAAGACAGAGAGUCAGAUGAUCCACCCAAAUCAAGGCAAGAUUGAGGAUGGAGACCCUCAAAGCGCCAGGCCCCAGGUCCCAAAACAAGAAAAACCCAUAGAGACAGGCAGUCAGCCAGAAACAAAAUCAGAUUUAGUUGCACCGGAGAGCAAUGUCGAAAAAUCGGGUGCAAAGAUAACGGAUGAAAAAGAAGCUGCGCCAGAGUCGGUAUCUGCUGGAGAAGUGCCAAAGGGUAAACCUGCAGCUGCUGUGGACCACCAAACUGCUGUGGACCACCCAGCUGCCAGUGAUGUGCAGGUUCAAGCGCAUGUGGAGGAGCCUGAUGAUUCGGGAUCCUCGUUCUUAUUCUACGGAGGAUCCCAAGGUGCGGUUGUGGCACUGUCUUUGAGUCUCGCUAUUACUGUUAUACUUGUAUUAUUCUUAGGAUGUAGAUUGAGGACGGUGAAAAGACGAUUAAAACGUGGCCGCGUUUUAACAUCGAACGAGGCGGACUAUCUCAUAAACGGCAUGUACCUAUAGAGUU